CGAAUUUUCUCUUGUCAGUGAUGAAAAUAGUAAAGCUUUCUUGACCGACAUUGAAAGGGUCACCAAUAAUCUAAUAUUUCCCCUAUCCACACAUUCCUGAACCAUACCAAAGCUUCCGAUCCGAUGACGACAGUCAAAGUGAUUCGACAACCUUCAGUGAAGCGAAAGGAUUCUUUCGGUAUUUUGCAACUAAUAACAUGCCUGGUUUUUGUCGCAACGGCRCAUUCGUUUACACCGGUCCAUCAACGAGUCGCGCUUCAAACGAGUCCACUGGCAACGAAGGUAUUCUCGUCGAGUCAACCCGAUGCAGCAACAUCGCCUUCAGUGGAUUCAGUGGAGGAGGCCACGCGAAUACUUUCGGAGUGGGACAAAAUCUUCAACCCGGAAUCCCAGGGACAAAAGCAAGAUACAGAAGCCAACGAAAUUCUGACGAGUAGCCGCGAUGCGCUGAAGGCCUCCGUUCUUCUGCUGUCGGCUGCUGCCACCGAAGAACGCAACCGGGAUUCCGUAAUGGGGCGCUGCAUGCUAGGCAUCUGUGCUCCUUCCGCAGAGGAUGGGGUUGCUGCAUUGAAAGCAUGGGUCACGGCCUUAGAAUUACCUAGGGGUCUUCUUCACGGGAUGGACAAGGAUGGGGUUCCAAUCGAUCUCAGCGGCAGUGUGUAUAUCAAAUACAACUCUGGAGGGGUGUACACAUUUGCUGACAUUCGAAAAAGUGGAUUGGGAUUUGAUGCUCUAUGGAAACCAGGAGAUGCCCUUCUAGAAUCCUACGAUGGGACCUACAGAGGAGUGUACUUUCAAGUAGAACUACAGGACGGGGAAUUCCGACAAUAUUUGGUCCCCUUGGACAUUUUCUAAAGCUUACUCAAAGCAUGAUAAAAGAGAUGCUUGAAUAUAUUUUUUAAGCAGUG
This is a messenger RNA of Pseudo-nitzschia multistriata, 908 nucleotides long. The record is from the annotation of a GenBank genome assembly. NCBI's taxonomy places the organism in Eukaryota, Bacillariophyta, Bacillariophyceae, Bacillariales, Bacillariaceae.